Molecule: messenger RNA, 264 nt
Organism: Danaus chrysippus (African queen)
Lineage: Eukaryota; Metazoa; Arthropoda; Insecta; Lepidoptera; Nymphalidae
Source: the annotation of a GenBank genome assembly
AUGCCUCGUAAUUAUAAAAGAAAAACCGAAACUAAAUACAGCUUAGAGGAUCUCAAAAGGGCUAUAGUCGAUGUUCAAACUAAGAAACUCAGCAUUGGCAGAGCAGCAAAUAAUUAUAGUAUUCCAAAAACUACAAUUUAUGAUUAUUUAAAGAAGGCACCUAUAAAAUUACCAAGGACUGGACGAAGACCGCUCUUCACAGACCAGCAAGAAAAGGAAUUGGUCGACUAUAUCAAAAGUGCAGUAAACUUUAUAAUGGCCUAA